CUGUUUGUUUUUUAGUUUGAGCCAAGAAACGAAAGCUAACGGUUGUGUUUUUGACUUGUUUUAUUUUUAAAUAUAUCCUAUGUGUUUUGGCUUUUUUCUAUUUCGUAUUGUUAAUAAUGCUACGUUUGUGACUGUGAUUAUUUAGAUAAUUAAUACAAGAACUGUUUCCUUUCGAUUUACCAGAAAAAUCUGCAACAACGACUGCUCCGCCCUUCAAACCGAAACGCAUUACUGCUUCACGGCAGAAAUAAGCAAGGUGGUGGUGCCUACCCGUGCGGACUCACAAGAGGUCCCACAACCAGUUAAACGACGAUGCAGCGUCCGACCACUAGCUCGGAGCGUACGCCCCUGGUGCAGCCGGUGUACGUGUACGACUCCGGUGUGGGCCGCAUAUACCAGAAGCGAUUACAGCACUUUCAAUGUGCCAUAUGCGUUGUACUCAUCGCCAUCCUCGGGAUUUCACUAUUGGUGACCGUGUCCUAUAAUCUCGCUGAGGGCGUGUUCGAUGACAUUGAAAAUGAAAAUGGUACGGAGACACUGUCAACGAAGACCACGGCUAAGCCGGUGAUCAUACCAUCUGAUGUUCCACUCCCUCUGAUCGUGGAGAGGAACCUCACAGCUGUUUCGCCGUCUUUACAGCCAUUCCUCAACUUACAGUGGCCUUUAAAAGAUAAAAAAUCGCCACCGUGGUCACGGAAGCCGCCUACAAAAGAGGAAAUCGAUGAUGCAGUGCUCAAAGGAAAAGCUGCUUUAAAGGAACUGAUAAAAGUGGAGAAUCUUCGGAAGCCACUGAAGAGAGACGACCCCGCCAACAAGGCGCAGAGAGCGGCGGCCACUGGGGGUGACGUCAAGCCACUCGCUGAUGCUGCCUAUGCUGCUGAGCACACCACUAAAGCCCUGUUUACUGAGAUAAGCACCAAUGGUAGUAUUGGAGUUGGCCCACUCAUCAACGGCACCUUCUCCCAGCCGCUAUACUGCGUUGACAGUCCACCGCCCUGUCCAACUUCGAAGUAUAGAGCUCAAGAUGGCAGCUGUAACAAUUUAAAAAAUCCUUACAAAUUUGGCGUCUCUCGGAUCCCGUUCAGAAGAGUUCUUCCUCCAGAUUAUGCUGACGGCAUAAGUGCCCCUCGCACGGGCGUCAACGGCACAAUUCUGCCGAGUGCGCGAGACGUCAGCGUGACCGUCCACAGAGCAAGCUACGCUCACGACUCUGAGUUCACUGUGAUGCUGGCCGUGUGGGGACAAUUCGUAGACCACGACAUUACUGCAACUGCUCUUAGCAAAGGUCAGAACAGCAGUGCGCUGUCGUGCUGCGACCCCUCUCAGCCGCCGCACCCAGAAUGCUUCCCGGUCCAGUUGGACGUGGAAGAUCCGUUCUACGAUGCGUUCAACGUCACCUGCAUGGAGUUCGUCAGAUCUGCUCCAGCACUCACUUGUAAUUACGGUCCCCGUGAGCAGCUCAACCAAGCCACAGCCUUUAUCGAUGGCUCCACGGUCUACGGGUAUACGGCUGCCAGAGCCGGCCAGCUCCGAAACGGUACUGGUGGAACUCUGAGGAUGCUGAGGGUCGGGAGUAGAGAUCUCCUUCCUCCUUCCACUGAUCCAAAUGACGGCUGUAAUACGGUUGAGAUGAGCGCUAAAGGACGCUAUUGUUUUGAAUCAGGCGACGACCGCGCCAACGAGAAUCUCCACUUGACGACCAUGCACCUGAUCUGGGCGCGACAGCACAACCGCGUGGCGACGCUACUGCGCAUCUACAACCCCACCUGGACCGAUGAGAUCGUCUUCCAGGAGACCAGGAAAAUUAUUGGGGCACAGAUGCAGCACAUCACUUAUUCUGAGUUCUUGCCGUCGAUAUUAGGUGAGGACGUAAUGUGGGCUCUGAACCUGACCGUGCAGGACAGCGGCUACUCUGACAUGUACGACCCGACCGUGGACCCCUCCGUCGCCAACCAUUUCUCUGCAGCCGCCUUCAGAUUCGCCCACACACUCCUGCCUGGCUUAAUUCACAACGUCGAAGCGAACAACGGAACAGUGAACUACAUCCAGCUCCACCAGAUGCUGUUCAACCCUUACACGCUGUACAACGACAAGGGAAGCAAGAACGCCGUCAAGUCAGCCAUGGACACCCUCGUGCACGCGGUUGAUCCUCACGUUACCAGCGAGUUGAGCAAUCACCUGUUCGAGAACCCGGCGGUGGCGAGCGGCAACGCGACGACACCGGCGCGGCCCUUCGGCCCCUGCGGCCUGGACCUGGUGUCGCUGAACAUCCAGCGCGGCAGGGACCACGGCCUGCCCUCCUACCCGCACUGGAGGGAGCACUGCGGCCUCUCCAGACCGCGCAGCUUCAGUGAUCUAAGUGACAUCUUCGAUGAAACUUCCAUGAGCAGAAUCGACAAGAUUUACAAUAACGUGGAGGACAUAGAUCUGUACACGGGCGCUUUGGCCGAGGAUCCUAAGGGUCGACUCCUGGGACCCACUCUCACCUGUCUCAUCGCAGACCAGUUCUUGAGGCUGAAGAUCGGAGACCGUUUCUGGUAUGAGACCUCUGACACGGUUGUCGGCUUCACCGCCGAACAAUUGACGGAAAUACGGAAGACGACUCUGGCGGGCGUGAUCUGCGCCAACGAGGCCCUUCUGGAUGUGGCCCAGCCGCGCGUCAUGGAGGCCGUCAGCGCCACCAACCCGCUCGUGGACUGCAUGGAACUCCCGCAGCCCAGCUUCAAGCCCUGGGCCGACGGAACCAACACCAAAACCGACAAACCCGGCAAGAAGAAGAAAGGGAAGUAGUGUAUACACCACCAUGUAACAAUUCGGGUUACUACGAUAAGAAAUAUAUUAUAGAUGUAUAAGCUAAGCAAGUACAAACCAAUGAAAACAAAUCAUGCUCUAUUCAAAGUUGCCUAACACCUUGACGCUUAAGACCCUGGUCUGCGCUUCCGGAGAUGGCUUGUGGUAAUGACAGCGUCUAUCUUUAAACCAGAAGUAUCUUAAAGUCGACAGCAAUCCAGUCUACCAGUUCGAAGAAUCAUCUAACAUUUCGUGAACAUUUUGCAUUUUAUUUCAAUUUAGUUGAAAAUUGUUUUCCAUGACCGCCUUUUACAUGAUUAAUCAUUAAUUAAUAAUAAUUCGGUAAAUGAAGUGCUUUUUACAUUACUAAUUUAGCAUUUGUAGUGUAAUUACUAUUUUGAUUAAAAGACCUAAUCAUUGGAACGUCAUGGCAAUUAAAUUAUUGAUUUUUUUUGCUAAAACAAGUCUACGUCAAACAAAUUUCAUUACAAAAAUGUAAUGUUACCAAUGCCACUGUUAUUAUUAUUCAAUGCUAAGUAUUGCAUUUAAUAAUGACUAAGUAAUAUUUUAUUAUUGUCUGUUGUAGUACCAACUUUGAUGUAAUCAUUGAUGUAGGGUUUUUAUAUAUCAAUGAAUGUAAUUAUGUAUUAUCUGUUAAUAUUAUUGUGUUAUUGUUUAUUAAAUACCUCCUAUUAGUGAAACACAAUUAUUUAUAAUAAACGACACAUUGUUCAAAUGGAAAUUAUAUUUUAAAAUGAGAUUGUUUUUUUUUAUAACUAAGACUUUUGAGCUAUUUUCUGGAAAAAUUGUUUUGCUAAUAUCAGUUAUUUAGGCGCUUCAAAUUUUAAAUCUAACAACUUGCAUUCUCAUAUUAAAUUAUUUUUAAUAAAAUAUGAAAAGAUGAGAAAAAUACUCGUAUUUUUAGUAUUGCAAUACUAUCAGGCGCGUGAAGUAAUCAGGUGCAUGAUACAAAUUUCCAAGAAGAUAACGUUUCUAUCACUUUUGUUUACUGAUACCUUACAACGUUUUCCGGUGUCGAUUGGUAUGACAAUAAGAGCAUCCGUAUUUGAAUUACGUAAUUACAAUUUCUUACAUAAUUAGUGCGCCACAAAUCAUUCUUGAAUUCGGUUCAUAGCAUUCAAUCAAUUUACAGUUGAAUUGUUUAUUGUCUGGAACAUUACGCAUGUGUUAAAGGACGUUGACAAGUCGAUACAAAAUUUCGUCAAACGUGUAAUAAUCAAAAAUACAUUUACAUUUUUAUACGUCUACAAUCUCGCAAUUUGGAUUAUGUCUGUUUUUUGUUAUAAUUAUAGAUUGGAUUUAAUCGACUUAUCUAUUGUUUUAACAUUUCGAUUUAAACGGUGAAACAGCUCAGGUAAUUCCCGUUGUAGUAAGCUAAUAAAAUUAAUUUAUUAUUCUACGCUUGUAUACAUAAUUAAGAAAUGACAAAGCUUCAUUGUUAAUGUGGAUUGGAGCCGUAUUCGACAAUGAAGAUGAGAUGAGCGCUACUAACUCCGAACACAAUUUAGCACGAUAGAUAGUAGAUUAACUGACACACCGGAGCGCGGGACUGUCUGUCUGUCCGUCAUUGCCUACAUUACGGGUUUAGAAUUUUGAACUAAAACGACUAGUUUAAAAUAGUAAAUGAACGUUGUUUAUCGAUUGGUUAUUGCAGCUUUAUCUACAGAAACAAUCCUGCGUAUUACUAAUGACAUAUUUUAAAGUUAUCUAUAAUAGUCUUCACUCUUCUGAUCAAAUGUCAACAUAAAUUUAAACCACUUUUUUUUAAUAAUAGUUCUUUAUUAAUGUAAUGUAUGUUGAUUCGAGUGUUAAUUAUUAUAAAUAAAUAAAACUAAGAAAGAA
This is a messenger RNA of Bombyx mori (domestic silkworm), 4653 nucleotides long. RefSeq names its product peroxidase (gene cd). Bases 313 to 2790 code for a protein of 825 amino acids. The transcript is spliced from 15 exons. Gene Ontology annotation, molecular function: heme binding; peroxidase activity. NCBI's taxonomy places the organism in Eukaryota, Metazoa, Arthropoda, Insecta, Lepidoptera, Bombycidae. The record is from RefSeq and is a predicted model, not a curated record. Gene Ontology annotation, biological process: response to oxidative stress.